UGUCAUUAGAUCUGGAACCAUGCCCAGUGCCGUAUCUGCAUGGAUGAGGAAAGUCAAUUGGCAGAAAGGUGAUGCACUGGAACCAGAGAGCUAUAAACAUUUGCUCGGCACGACUACAGCCGUUGUACAUGCUGUGGGCACCUUACUCGAAGAUCAAACAUACAAGAGCUACAUCAAACCUAGUGCCAGCACAUCGGGUGCUUCUAAAAACGUGAAAUAUGAAGUCGUGAAUCGUGACACAGCCGACAAGGCAGCUGCUGCCGCCAGUGAACACAAGAACGUUGAGACCUUUGUGUAUAUCUCAGCCGACUCUGCGCCGCCUUUUGUCGAUAAGAGGUAUAUUAGUACUAAACGAGAAGCUGAGCAACUGAUCAAGGCUCACCCAGAGUACAAAACGGUCAUUCUUCGACCAGGAUUUCUUUUCGAUGACUCUGACAUGACGACAUCAGCGAUGGCGCUCGGAAUAAAGUCUUUAGGUUGUAUAAGUUCCAGAUUAGGCGUGGCACGCACUUUAACCCCGCCACCCCCUGUAAGCGUAUCGAUCUUGGCUCAAGCUACUGUACAAGCCGUGCUAAAGGGUGACUGCGAAGGCACAUUCGGACCUGAAGACAUACCGAAACUCGCGCAGCAAGCCAAUUAAAUGUAGAGAGCAACAUAAUUUGAUGUACACGAACUGAGAUUGAGUAUCAUGUUGUUGAUGUCACAUUAAUAAAUAGGUGUUGC
Molecule: messenger RNA, 723 nt
Organism: Sphaeroforma arctica JP610
Lineage: Eukaryota; Ichthyosporea; Ichthyophonida
Exons: 6
Coding region: 20-640 (206 amino acids)
Cellular component (GO): mitochondrion
Molecular function (GO): protein-containing complex binding
Source: RefSeq, a predicted model, not a curated record